AAAGAGACAAACGCUAAGGGCACGUUUUGUAUGCGCGCGCAGCUUUCCCGACGUCCCCGCGGCGUCAGUCGAGCGUUACGCUUCGUAGUAGUCAGUUGGUUGUCGCGUCGCGUCGUGAGCGAUCGCAGCCGCCGCGUAAAUAAAUAAUAAUAAUAAAAUAAUCAAAAGUUAAAAAGUGAUGAAUUAAACUGUCCCGCGUAAAAAAUAUCAAGUUAAAUCGUUUAAAUGAUGGGCGUUGGUGGUUGUGUUAGCGUUCGGCAGGCCAGAGGUGUGUGCCACUGCCCGGCCUGCCCCAGGUCUUCAGGACAGAUGCCCCCUCAGACCUUGGUCCUACCUCCGAUGGCCAUGACGGAGCCGGAGACUACCCCGGUGAAAGACAAAAAAGGAUCGAAAAUGAAAGUUUUGAAGAAAAUCAAAAAGAAAAUAGGCCUAGCGCCCAGGACAUCGUGCACGGGCGGCGCCCCCAACAACCUCCCGCCGCUGACCUUCCACAGCGUCCACGGAGAGAACAUCAGGGUGUCUAGGGACGGGCUCACCGCGAGACGGGUGGAGUCCUUCUGCAAGGGAGUCGCCUUCUCCGCGAGGCCUGUUAGAGUUAAUGAGAAGGUGUGCAUUCGCUUCGUAGAGAUAUCGAACAGCUGGAGCGGGGUGAUCCGAUUCGGCUUCACCUCGCACGACCCCGCGACCCUAGCCCACGCUCUGCCCAAAUACGCGUGUCCCGACCUCACAAACAAACCGGGCAACUGGGCGAAAGCUUUAGGCGAAAGGUUCUGCGAAACGGACAACGUGCUACACUAUUACGUGAAUUCAACUGGCGAUGUGCACUUUGGGGUUAACGGCGAAGACCGGGGGCUGUUCUUUUCCGGAGUGGACACCAGGAGUCCCCUGUGGGCGCUGGUGGACGUUUACGGAAACUGCACAGCCGUCCAGUUCGCCGAUCCCAGGGUGCCGAGCCAGAGGCGGUCGAACCACAGCCCCGCAGACGAAGACAGACUGGUGUCCGGCGUCAGAGCGAUGACCGUAGAGGACCUGCCUCCGCCCAGAUACCAGAAUCCACUGGCGCCGCUAAGCUUGCACAGAACGAAGGGCCGGAACGUUCAGGUGGUCAAUGAUAGGGGUAUCGCCGCGAGAACCGAAGCCGAAUUCUGUCAGGGAUACGUGUUCACGGCGCGACCCAUGCGUCCGGGGCAGACCAUAGUCGUUCAGAUCCUGGCCACGGAGACAGCGUACGCCGGCAGCCUGGCCAUAGGACUCACGUCCUGCGAUCCUGGGACUCUGAGGCCAUGCGAUUUGCCCGACGAUGCGGAGUUGUUGUUAGAUCGACCGGAAUACUGGGUCGUGAGGAGGGACGCAGCUAACGGCCUCAGGAGAGGAGACGAGCUGGCCGUCACGCUGACCCUGGACGGAGAGGUGAGGGUCAGCAGGAACGGCUCGAAUCCGGUGACGGUGAUGCACGUCGACCAUACGUUAAGGCUAUGGGCUUUCGUGGAUGUAUACGGCGCGACACAGAAAGUCAGGAUGCUGAGUACGCAGACGGUGGCGCAGACCCCUCCCCCGCAGCUGAGGGUGGUGGCGGGGGCGGGUAGCGCGGGGGGCGCGGUGCUCGUCGUCAGCCUGCCCCCGCAAGCCGGGGGACACCAGGUCAACCAACAGGGGCUCACUCUGGCCAGCGCACAUUAUAUCGAGCCGAUCCAGGCGACGUCUCAGAUCUGUCUGACCGGCCUCCAGCCCCUCGCUCAGCCGUCCACCUGCGCCCAGCAGUUCCAGUCCCGUCCCCGGAACGAGGUUCAGUGCUCCUCCACCCAGAACAGCACCAACGAACAGGUCCAGAUGCCGAACGGCCACCCGGAGCCUCUGAGGCUGGUGGAACGGCUGCCCUCGACCAGCCGCCAGCACCAGCCCGUGUACUCCGUCAUCGGCGAGGGUCCGACGGGCGCCGAAUGCUCUAUAUGCUACGAGAACCCAAUAGAUAGCGUGCUGUACAUGUGCGGGCACAUGUGUAUGUGUUAUCGGUGCGCGGUGCAGCAGUGGAGGGGGAAGGGCGGGGGUCAGUGCCCCCUGUGCAGGGCGCAGAUCAAAGACGUCAUCCGCACGUACAAGUCGUGAUCGCGCGUCCGUCGCCCCCGUUCGAUAGAUGGCGGUGUUGUCGAAACCCCCGGUGCGGUUGUCGCGGCGUUUUGGAAUGUCGGUCCGUGGACAGCUCGAGACCACGCCAGAGCCGCCGAGGCCGCGAACCUUCACGAAUGCUCAUACCAAAUAGCGUUACGGUAAUAUUUUUUUUAAGUCCCUAAUAACGAAAAUUAAAAAAAAUAGCAAAAACAAAAUCAACAAAAAAAACAACCCAGAUCUGUAAAUAUUAAUUAAUUUUAAUAAGCCUUCUCUUCAUUAAUAUAUAUAUUUAUUAUGUAAGUGUUAUUUAAGAUGAUGAUUGAGCGAUGUGAUAUGAUGACGUUGUCGGGUUAUUUGAAUUCAAUGUUUUAGUGUAACGGGAGACAGGUGGCGGCGAUGCGUUCGAUUCGAACACUAAAUUUGACAGCUGUCAAAUUGAUAGCCGUCAGUUUGACAGCUGUCACUCGACGGUGACUUUCC
This is a messenger RNA of Bombyx mandarina (wild silkworm), 2589 nucleotides long. RefSeq names its product E3 ubiquitin-protein ligase neur (gene neur). NCBI's taxonomy places the organism in Eukaryota, Metazoa, Arthropoda, Insecta, Lepidoptera, Bombycidae. Gene Ontology annotation, molecular function: ubiquitin protein ligase activity. The record is from RefSeq and is a predicted model, not a curated record.